Molecule: messenger RNA, 2950 nt
Organism: Parasteatoda tepidariorum (common house spider)
Lineage: Eukaryota; Metazoa; Arthropoda; Arachnida; Araneae; Theridiidae
Source: RefSeq, a predicted model, not a curated record
AUAUGACAUUUUAUAUCCUUUUUAGGUUAUCGGAAAGAAAAUGAAUACAACUCAAGACAACAUCUACUUUUAUAUCCAGAAUGAUUCAUUGGCAAAUGAGACAUUGGACGCAAAUCAAAAACAAGGAAAAACUGACAUCGAAAAAAAGCUGAGAAUAUUCAUAUUACUAUUAAUCGCAAUUUCAUGUCUUGGAAUAAUCGGAAAUUCCAUAACGAUUUUAGCUUUGAGAAAAUCAAAAAAACUUCGAAGCCCAACUACUGCAUUUAUCAUCAACUUAUGCACUGCAGAUAUGCUAUUUUGCGUGAGUACUCUUACAACUUAUACGAUGCUAGAGUGGGGUCACAACUAUUAUUUUUGCAUUUGGAGUACAUGGGCAAGGUAUUUCUUUGGUGGAGAAUCAGUGUAUGUGAUGAUUGCAAUUACCGUCAAUAGGUAUAUCUGCGUUGUAUACCCUAAGUAUUAUCGUUUAAUAUACAAACCCAACUACCUAGCUAUUCAUAUAGCUCUGACUUGGCUUUAUGCUUUAUUGUUAGCUUUUCUACCAUUCUUUAAAGUGUGGGGUAAAUAUGCUUAUGACCCGAAUAGCGGGAUCUGCACCAUUAUGGUCCAUAAUGGAAAAUCAGCCAAAACUUUCUUUUACAUUACAGCCUUCGCUUUUCCAACAACUGCUUUUGCUAUCUGUUACCCUAGAAUUUUCUGGCGAACUUAUAAAGCAUCUAAGGAGGCGAAAAAAUACAGCGCUACGGUAACUCCAGCAGUUUUAAAUGCCACAGUGUCUUCUCCAGAAUACAGGGCUGAUGAUAAGGAAAUGAAAAUCUUGAGAGUGAUGCUAGUGAUUGUUGUUGCUUACAUGAUUUGCUAUUUCCCCCUUGCGUCUACUAAAUUGUUUAACCUGGAAGGAAAAAUACCAGCAAUUCAUAUCGUAGGCUAUUUUGGAGUUAACUUUUCGAAUGUCAUCAAUCCCAUAAUAUAUGUAGCGAUGAGUGCUGAAUAUAGAAAAGCAUAUUUGGAACUUUUCCGAUGCAAACAGAUUUGGCUUCAAAUUUCAAACACUUCAAACUCAGAGUUGAUCAGCGCAUGAUCUCAGAUCUGUGGAAGGAAAGACAGAACAAAAAAUUAUCGAAAGCCCUGUCUUUGUUUAAUCUAGCUUUUGCGUUUUGAGCAACCAACUUCUUUAUUUGCUGCUUAUUAUUUAUUUAUUUGCUUUAUUUACUCAAAUACUUAAGAGCACCUAAACAAGUGAAGAAGUACAAUAUUUAAGUAAAUCCAGUGGUUUUAAAAGCAACUGUGUAAACUGCAGAAUAUAGAGCUAACGAUUUUAGUAAUGAAAAUUUUAAAAGUGAUGUUUGUAAUCGUUGAUAUGCGAAUUUUCAAAUGUAUUUACAAAACUAUUUUACAUUGAAGCAAUUUAGGCUAUUUGGGAAUCAGUAUAUCAAAUGUGAUUAUUUCUAAUACAUAUUGCGAUUAGCACUCAAUAUCGUAAAGUAUAUUCAAAACUUUUUCACUGCAUUUAAACUUUUCAUCAAGUGUCAAGCCCUUUGAACGCAGAGAUCAGAAGCAAAUGAUAUGCUUAUGAUCAUAAUUUAGAGCAAAAUGAAAAAUUCGCAUGUAUUUUUUUAUUUUUGAAAUACAUCUUUUGAUUUCCAUUCAUUGACUUUUUUACUUUCUAAGAAUUUUCUGAAUCACUUUCAGAUUGUCUAAAAGUGCAAAGUUUCAUUAAUUCUAACUCUCAGAGCAACAGUGUCUUCUUAGGAAUAUACGGCCAAUGAUAAAUCAAUAAAUAUCUUAAAAGUGCUGUUGUUGAUUGCUGUUUCGCAUAAUUUACUAAACUAAUGACAUAGAAUCCAAAAUAUCUCUUAUAGGUAAUAUGAGAAUCAAGAUGGCAAAUGUGAUCAAUUCCAAUAUGUGUAUCAUGAUGAAUGCAGAAUAUCCUAAAGCAUGCUCAAGAUCUUUCCCAAUGUAAACAAAUUAGGAUUCAGUUUUCAACCUCUUCAGAGUAGACUACCGUAUGCUCUGCAAAUGAUCCUGGCGCAUUAACGAAAUAUCAACAAAAAUCUUUUUUUUUAAUGCAGUUUUUGUAUUUCUAGCAAUCGGCUUUACUCCUUGGUAUCGAAGAACGCUUUGGGUAACUUUCAAAGCAUCUAGGCGAGUGAAGAAAUACAGAUUUUCCGCAAUUUAAGUGUUUCUAAAUGCAACAAGUAUCUCAGCUAGACUGGAGGCCUUAUGAAACGGAAAUAAAUAUGUCAAAAAUGGUGUUUAGUGGUAGUUGCUGCGUUCACUACAUAUGCUCUAUAACCUAGUUUCAUUUACCAAACUCUUUGGCAAAAAAGCAAAAAUAUUGUCGCUACUUUUAGGAACUACUUGGGAAUCAAUAUUUCAAAUGCAAACCACCCCUAUAUGUGCUGCAAUGAGUGCGUGCUGAAUAUCGUAGGGCACAUUCAGAACUUAAAGGAAAUUUGACUCUAGUUGUAAAACUCUUCAAAUUAAUAGUUGAUCAAUGCCAGAAGUUGGCUUAAGACAAGUUUCAAAUAUUAUUUUACAGCACGCUUAUUAAUGUCAAAUAAAACUGAAGGCAAAUUUAUUUAUCUUGAAAAAUAUUUAGCAAUAUAUAAAAACGUUUGGUGAACUUUCAGAUUUGAUACUGGCAUAUAUAUUCUUACUUCUUUAUAUUUGACAUGUAUAUGAAUAUAUGCUUACUUCUACCUUAUUUAUACAGCUACAAAUGUACCUUAUUUUUUACUCUGUUACCAUUAAUGCUGUACAAAUUAUUAAUUCAAUGUAAUAUUAUGGUUUUAAUCGUUCUUUGAUAUUAAUAAAUGUAGCUAAGGUAAAUACACCUUCUUUAAAUAUUACAAAACUCUGACCUCUCUCGUGGAUUUUCUAACUAUCAAAAUUCGCUUUGUGUUUUUAUUGUACGUUGAACGUUUGCAAAAGCAGACAUCGAGUGAAA